AUGGGAGAAGAACUGAUUUGCAGGUGGAAGCUUUCGGCUUUUCUCUUUCUCUGGACGACUGUAGCUCUGUUUCCAAGAAAAUCAUUAGCAAUCGAUAGCAUAAAAACAGGGGAAUCAGUCAAUGGCAGUACCCAGAUAUUAGUUUCAGCUGCACAGAACUUUGUGUUGGGAAUCUUCAAUCCCCAAGGCUCCAAGUUUCAGUAUUUGGGCAUAUGGUACAAGAACAUCCCACAGACUGUCGUGUGGGUCGCAAACAGAGAUAACCCACUUGUAAAUGCCUCUGGAAGAUUAACACUCAAUGGAGAAGGAAAGAUUACUCUGCUCAAUGAAACAGGGGGAGUUUUAUGGUCGACCCCAUCUCCAGGAACAGUGGAACAACCAGUCGUUCAGCUGCUAAACACAGGUAAUUUGGUGUUAAGAGAAUCUGGGUCGGAGAAUUAUCUGUGGCAGAGUUUUGAUUACCCAUCUGAUACUCUGUUACCGGGAAUGAAACUCGGUUGGGACGCGAAAACCGGUAUGAACCGGAAGUUAACGUCAUGGAAAAGCACGAACGAUCCGUCGUCUGGGGAUUUCACUUAUAGUGUGGAGAUGAAUGGGCUUCCCCAAUUUGUAGUUCGCAGAGGACCGAUCACAACUUUUCGAAGCGGCCCAUGGUACGGCAAUGGGUUUAGUGGGUCUGGUCCACUAAGAGAGACCGCAAUUUAUUUUCCCAAGUUCAAUUAUAAUGCUCAUGAAGCCUUUUAUUCAUAUGAUGCUGCGAACGACAUCUCCGUAAGAUUGGUACUGAACGCGGCUGGGUUAUUUCAACAGUUUUACUGGGUGGAGGAUGGAAAAUAUUGGUACACUCUGUAUACAUUACCAGGAGAUCGUUGCGAUGUCUAUGGAUUCUGUGGGGAUUUUGGCGUUUGCACAUUUUCCCUCACAGCAGAAUGCGAUUGCAUGGCUGGGUUUGAACCCAAAUCGCCCGAUGAUUGGGAGAAGUUUAGAUGGUCUGAUGGCUGCGUUAGAAGGGACAAUAGAACGUGCGGAAAUGGAGAGGGGUUUAAGAGAAUCAGCAAUGUGAAGUUGCCAGAUUCUUCAGGGUAUUUGGUGAAUGUUAAUACGAGCAUCGAUGAUUGCGAGGCGACGUGCUUGAACAACUGCUCUUGCUUGGCCUAUGGAAUAAUGGAGCUUCCGACAGGCGGCUAUGGCUGCGUUACCUGGUUUCAUAAACUGAGGGAUGUUAAAUCUGUCCUUCAAAAUGGACAAGAUCUUUAUGUGAGAGUGGCGGCAUCAGAAUUAGACUCAACCAACAAGAAGCUUAUGGUUGCAAUUAGUGUGUCUGUGGCUUCAUUUCUGGGCUUCUUGGUUCUUGUGAUUUGCUUUAUCCUUGAGCGUAGAAGGAAAGUUAGAGGCAAUAUGAUCUCCCCUGAGAUCACUUUAGGAGAGAUUCACUCUCAAGAAAAGGAAGUUGAGAUGCCAAUCUAUGAUUUUAGGACGAUUGAGAUUGCCACAAAUAGUUUCUCUUUUUCGAAUAAGAUAGGUGAAGGUGGUUUUGGACCAGUUUACAAGGGAAAGCUUUCUUGUGGGCAGGAGAUUGCAGUAAAGAGGCUGGCAGAGGGGUCUGGCCAAGGGAAAAGUGAGUUCAGAAAUGAGGUUUUGUUGAUCUCACAACUUCAACAUCGAAACCUUGUCAAGCUGCUUGGUUUCUGCAUUCACCAACAAGAAACAUUGCUAGUCUAUGAAUAUAUGCAAAACAAAAGCUUAGACUAUUUCCUCUUUGAUGAUAAGAGGCGAGCUUCACUCAAAUGGCAAAAGAGAUUGGACAUCAUAAUCGGGAUAGCUCGAGGACUUCUUUACCUUCACCGAGAUUCAAGGCUGAGAAUAAUACACAGGGAUCUCAAAGUAAGUAAUAUAUUACUAGAUAAUGAAAUGAAUCCGAAAAUUUCAGACUUUGGAAUGGCACGCAUGUUUGAGGAAGAUCAAACUAUGACCAAAACCAAAAGAGUUGUCGGGACCUACGGUUAUAUGUCUCCUGAAUAUGCACUCGACGGAUGUUUUUCAUUGAAAUCUGACGUAUUCAGCUUCGGGGUAAUUGUUUUGGAAAUCGUUAGUGGUAAGAAGAACAGAGGGUUUUUCCAUGAAGAUCAUCAACUAAAUCUUCUUGGACAUGCAUGGAAGCUUUGGAACGAGGGAAAUGGUUUGGAGUUGAUGGAUGCAGCCUUGGGGGAUGAAUUCCAAGGCUCUGAAGCACUGCGAUGCAUUCAAGUAGGCCUUUUGUGUGUCCAACAGAGCUCCGAUGAAAGGCCGACAAUGUGGUCAGUACUUUCAAUGUUGGAGAGUGAAGACAUGUUGUUGUCUCAGCCUAAACAACCUGGAUUUUACAUGGAAAGAAUGUUUUCCAAGACUGAUAAAUUGCCGGCCGAAACCUCCACUUCCAAUGAAGUCACUGUUACACUUGUACAUGGUCGUUAGUAAAGAGUACUUGUUUUUCCUUUCCCAAAUCCACAUGUUCUUGAGGUUUGAUUUUGAGCUUACACUUUCAAGUUUGAAAUGAACAGAUGACUUUUAUUUUGUGUUUACGAAAAGUCGAAGAAAAAUUGAUUUUGAGUUUUA
Messenger RNA from Cucurbita pepo subsp. pepo (vegetable marrow), 2595 nucleotides. Lineage: Eukaryota; Viridiplantae; Streptophyta; Magnoliopsida; Cucurbitales; Cucurbitaceae. The record is from RefSeq and is a predicted model, not a curated record.